Messenger RNA from Camellia sinensis, 1218 nucleotides. The record is from RefSeq and is a predicted model, not a curated record. NCBI's taxonomy places the organism in Eukaryota, Viridiplantae, Streptophyta, Magnoliopsida, Ericales, Theaceae.
AUGGAUAAUAAUUAUGCCACUAAGAAAAGGAGAAAGGACCUUAUAGAGGAAUUUGUAGCCCUCCAACAUGUUGUUUCAUCCAUUAAUUAUGCAUGUGUUAUGUAUAUAGUGAUUUUACAUGCUGCAUUCAAGAAGAAAGAAAUUAGGUUGCAACUACCUAGAUCACCUCACUCCUAUGGAAAACAAAUUGACCAUUUGAAUAGAUUGGUCAACGAUAGUGACAUAAAUUGUCAUGACCAACUUCGGAUGAAUAGGUGUACUUUCAUGCUUUUAUGUGGGUUAGUGCGAAGUGUUGGAUUAUCUGAUUCAAAAUAUGUUGUCUUAGAGGAGCAAGUAGCAAUGUUUUUGAAUGUGCUUGCACAUCAUACUAAGAACCGCAAAAUUAAAUUAAAUUUCAUGCGGAGUGGUCAAACAGUUAGUAAGCACUUCAAUAAUGUUCUCAAGGAUGUAUUGCGCCUCUAUGGUCUCCUCCUUAAGAAGCCUAAACUAAUAACUGCUAAUUGUACAGAUGAUAGGUGGAGUUGUUUUCAGAAUUGUCUUGGUGCUUUAGAUGGAACUUAUGUUAAGGUUCUUGCCCCUGCAAUAGACAAACCAAGGUAUAGAACGAGAAAGGGAGAAAUUGCCACAAAUGUAUUGGGUGUAUGCUCACAAGACAUGCAAUUCAUAUAUGUCUUACCUGGAUGGGAAGGAUCUGCUUCUGACUCUAGAGUACUUAGAGAUGCUGUCAGUAGACCCAAUGGGUUGAAAGUGCCUACUGGCCAUUACUAUCUCGUAGAUGCGAGUUACACAAAUGGGGAGGGUUUUCUUGCACCAUAUAGAGGACAGCGUUACCAUCUUUCGACAUGGAGAGAAGGGGGUGCCCCAACAACUCCACAAGAGCUUUUUAACAUGAGGCACUCUUCUGCUCGUAAUGUCAUUGAGAGGUGUUUUGGCCUACUUAAAAUGAGAUGGGCAAUAUUGAGGAGCUAUUCUUACUUUCCAAUUAAGACUCAAUUUCGUAUUAUCACUGCAUGUUGCCUUCUCCACAAUCUCAUUCAACGUGAAAUGCCUAUGGAUCUCGUUGAUGAUGAGAAUGAGGAAAUGAAUCCUCCUCCUCCAGCUACUGAAUUAGGAGAUGAAAUCAUUGACGUUGUUGAAGCAUCUGAUCAAUGGAGUGAAUGGAGAACAGCCUUGGCAACCCAAAUGUUUAAUGAAUGGCAAGCAAGUAGAGGUCAAUAA